UAGCUGCCACGACGCAGCAUGCUUGCCUUGCGCUGUGAGAGAACAUGCUAGAACGGACGUCACUUUCGCUCCUGUAUCGUAAUCAAGCAACAAUUUCCUGAAAGAAAGGGAGUAAAAAAAAGAAAAAGAAAAAGAAAAAGAAAGAAAAAUGAAUGGGCUUAGUUUAGUGAGGCUUUUCUUCUUCACCACCGUUGGGUGCAUCAUUUUUUCUUGUCCCGGUGAGACGGCGUCGUUCGUGCCAAUUUUCCAAUGGAAAAGUGAAGCGGAUGCCGGAAGAAACGCCGAACAGAAGAAGAGUAUUGAGCCGUCGUCGUCUUCCAUCCAAUUACUCCAGCAAAGCAAUCAAUUCCGAGAUGUGGAAAAAGGGAACAUUCCGGCGUGGGUUGGAUCAGACGGAUUAAUGCGCGUCCCAUCAACUUUGGCUUACUGGCUCGAAUCCGAUACGGCCACAAGCCGGCGCGCUUUAUCUGAGCACAGUGACAGCAGGCCUUACGGCACUGUUGUUCUUCCCGGAAUCUCGUCUUCCUUCCAGGCGGAUGUUGCUCAAGAACAGGACGUAACGGAGCCAGUGAAGAUCGAGGAAGUCAACGUAGUCGAUUCCUCCACUUGUCGAUCGCGAGGAGCUACGUCUUCUGCGCGACAUCGGUGGCCAAUGGCCUACGCUCAUUCUGAUGGGUUGAACCCUCCUGUUGACAGCAUCGACGCCUAUUCCGAUUUGCUGUCGCCUUCCAUCACCUACGAGGAUGGCUCUGACGUCUUCUCGUACGAUUUCUACGACACGUCCAACUCGUAUCCUGCCCAAUUCGACGCUUGCGAAGUGGACGUGCCGUCCGGUUGCCACUUUGAAAGCGACCCACCUGGCUAUCUCGUAUGCAACGACACGUCGCUGACCAGAGUUCCGGCCGAUCUGCCGCGCCACCUUUCGCUCUCCGUCUUCCAGCUGAACAACACGAGCGUCCAAGUCGUGGAGAGCGGCGAUUUUCAUCAAAUGGACCUCGUCGACAUGAGUUUGGAUUCGAAUCCUCAACUCUACGUCAUCGAGAGGGGCGCCUUCGACAACGUUACCAGCCUGCUCACUCUGUCGAUCAAGCACAAUUCGAUCGAGUCGCUGGAUUGGCGGGCCUUUGACGGAUUGGACACGCUGGUCGUGUUGUCUCUGCGGGACAAUCAGAUUGACUUGACGGGAACGUUCAAGGACCCGCCUGCGGACGACACGUGUGUCUUGCCGAAACUGAUUCAUCUGGACCUGUCGGAGAAUCCGCUCGGCGCGCUCAAUCGCUACGUCUUUUGGCAGCUGGGCCAGUCGCCCAUCGAAGAGCUUAAUCUCAAGUCGUGCGACAUCAGUUACAUUGAUCCAGAUGCGUUCGAGCCGCUGACUUCGCUGUUGCACGUCGAUUUCUACAACAAUCCGAAGUUGAGCUCGGUAUUCGCGCACAACACGAGGACGCCGAUUCUACCUCCCAGCAUCAUACAGUUGGGGCUUGGCUACAAUCAUCUGGUGCAAAAAGUGCCUGUGCCUUUGCUGCAGAACGUGUCCUCGUCGCUGAAGACGAUCAACUUGUCGGGAAACUUGUACUUUCUCUUAACCGGCAACCUGUGGCCGGGCAUUACGUUUUCGAAUUUGAGAUUUCUCAUUCUUGAAACGUGCAGCAUCUCGGUGGUGAACGCCACGGCCUUCGAGAACAUGCCUCAGCUGGCCUACCUCUACAUGGGCAAGAAUCAGCUGACGCAAGUGGCUCCAGGUACUUUUCCCUCGUCGCUGCAGCUGUUGAGCGUCAGACAGAAUCCCAAGAUGAGCGGCUCGUUCGUCAUGUCCAAGGACAAUUUUGCCGAAAUGACGGAACUCGUUUGGCUCGACAUGAACUCGAUGAAACUCGAUUCCAAAAACUUUUCGUCGGAAGCCUUUAAGGGCCUGAACAAGCUGACCAUUCUGCAAAUGCGCGACUCUGGACUGGCUGAAAUCCCUGCUCGUUUGUUCUCGCCCCUGACUCAACUGGCCAUGCUGGACCUAGGCAACAACCCGAUCGCGACGCUGUCGCACCAGUUCUCCGCCGGCCUCGCGAAUACCCAGCUACUUUUCCUGGACAAUUGUUUGCUGGAUUUUCCGGUCGACGCCGACUACGCAUACCAGCCGUUUCGCGGCAUGCGAAAUUUGGCCAUGCUCUACUUGACGAGAAAUAGCAUCAACCAAUUUACGCCCAACUUGGUGGCCAACCUGACGCAACUCUAUUUACUGCACCUGAGCGGCAAUCAGCUACACACGUGGGACUACGGGACGACGGCCUACAUGCCCGCCACGGCCGCCAUCUCCCUCUCUGACAACAAAAUUCAGUUUUUACCCAAUCAGACGUUCGACGAGUUUUCCAGGAUUGCUGCCAUUGACUUGAGCGAUAACGCCCUCAUCUGCAACUGUCAGAUUCUGGCUUUGCAACAGCUGGCGAAUUCGACCAACACGACAGUUAUCAAUUGGGAGGUUAGGGGCGCCUACACUUGCACCGACACAUCGGCGGAGCCAUUCGUUUUGAAGGAAAUCCCUCUGAUGACCGAAGAAGAGUUCCAGUGCUACAGUGAUGCCGUUACCACUCCGCAGCCAACGGAUGACAAAGAAACAGCGACGGUCGUGUCGUCAGUCGUCGGUGCCGUCAUCAUCGUCAUCACUUUGGUGGCCAUCAUGACGAGCUGCUAUUGCAAGCGCAAUCAGCGACACGGCAAAUGGUAUCACGUGCGACAACAACUGCCCUUCGGUGGCUCUUCCAGCAGCGACGUGGCUAUCGACAACGACAGCGAAUUCGAGUACGACGCUUUCAUAUCGUUCAAUGAACAGGAUCGACCCUGGGUCUAUACCCAUUUGGUCCCCCAAUUGGAGCGAUCCAAAGAGUCGUCAGACACUGUCGAUUCAACAAAUGAGCACUUCAAACCCUUUCGUCUGUGCAUACACGACCGAGAUUUCACCGUUGGCCAACGCAUCACUGAAAAUAUCAUCGAGAAUAUCGCCAAAAGUCGCAAGGUGGUGAUCGUUCUGUCUCGCGGCUACGUGGAAAGCAAAUGGUGUCAGUUCGAGCUGGACUUGUCACACCAUCGUUUGCUCGAAUCGGAGCGUCGCAAUGCUCUUGUCCUCGUCCUCUUGGAGGAGGUGCCGAAACAGCAGCAGAAUGCCGGCCUCCGUUAUUUAAUGAGCACGAGGACUUACCUCGAAUGGCGGAGUGACCCUGAAGGUCAAAAGUUGUUUUGGCAGCGGCUGCGCCAAGUUUUGACGGUUCCGCAACACAGUGCAGACCCCGUCCUUACUGUGCACGCAAGUACCUGAUGUCGGCAACUUGCUUGUUCGUUUCUCUCGUUCUUGCUCGCCCAUCGUGCGCACGUUCGGCUGAAAAUCUAUAGAUUGGUGCAGGGAUCAUCUGUAAAUAAAUCGUUGAAUUCUCUUUUCGUAGUCAGUCACCAACAACCAACUUGAUCUUGGUUAGAGAUCGCAGUGUAAAGCACAAUGAUCGAUAAUUGAACACACCCAGUGCCUGACAAUCCAUUCGUUAAUUUGUACAUGUAUAAUUAUAAGCUGUUUUUGUUUUUUUUUUUUUGUUUGCUUUCACUUUCUCUUUUGUUUGAGGCCAUAAGGUCGCUAAAAACUUGGGUGUUUGAAAUGUAACAAGCGUAUUUACUUCCAGGUGUCCUCGUAAGAUACUUCUUCUUCUGUACCUGAUAUUUGAAAUGUAAUAAUGCUCAUUUAUCCUUGAAAUCGUAAUCGGCGUUUGGAUGCCAAUACAUCCUAGUAACACUGUUGGUUGCCAUCGAUUAGGACGACUGCUUUUGUCCUAGAGUUCCCAGACGAUGUGCCACUUUUUACUUAUUGCAUGAAUGGCCUUUACUAUUUCCCACUCUCUCACCGGAGUCCCGAAAAAAAAAAAAAAAAAAAAAAAAAAAAACAUUUUUGAUGAUAUCUUUAUUUAUUUAGUUUUGUUUUGUUUAUUAAAUUCAACUUGUUUGGCAAGUUACAUAGUAUUAUUAAUUUAAACGCCACAAAACGCGGAGAAACGGACAAAGUAAGCUUACUGUAUUCUUUCGGUAAACAAUCCCUCGGAUAAGAUGCGGACCUUUGCUGAAAUUCGAUUAGUUUGUGAGAGAACGUAUGAAAUUUGUUUACUGACCAACAGGUGAUCAACUUAACUCUUCGUUCUUGUAAAACCUGGCGCCAUCAGUUUACCCUCGAAGCUUUUAUUGAAUAUAUUAUUUCUGUGAUAAUGAAAACCAUUGGGUCAUGAAAAUGUUGCACUCAAAUUGUAGAGACAAUAAUGGAA
Daphnia carinata is the source of this 4292-nucleotide messenger RNA. RefSeq names its product toll-like receptor 13. The transcript is spliced from 5 exons. Gene Ontology annotation, biological process: toll-like receptor signaling pathway; inflammatory response; immune response. The coding region runs from base 149 to 3307 and encodes 1052 amino acids. NCBI's taxonomy places the organism in Eukaryota, Metazoa, Arthropoda, Branchiopoda, Diplostraca, Daphniidae. The record is from RefSeq and is a predicted model, not a curated record. Gene Ontology annotation, cellular component: membrane. Gene Ontology annotation, molecular function: transmembrane signaling receptor activity; protein binding.